This is a messenger RNA of Harpegnathos saltator (Jerdon's jumping ant), 840 nucleotides long. RefSeq names its product transmembrane protein 170A. The record is from RefSeq and is a predicted model, not a curated record. The transcript has 3 exons. NCBI's taxonomy places the organism in Eukaryota, Metazoa, Arthropoda, Insecta, Hymenoptera, Formicidae. The coding region runs from base 420 to 782 and encodes 120 amino acids.
CUUAUAUAACCUUCCUACUGCGAUUAGCCAACUGUUACCAACGGAGUAACGACGUGUGAUGUCAAAUUUGACAACCGUGUCCGUCGACUGAUAUUGAGUUCUUUGAACGUCCAAUUUGAAUUCUUUUUUCUAUUCGUUUUUUCUAUCGUCAAGGAUAUAUAUUUACCCAUUUACAUUGUUAUCGCCAUUAUUGUCUUUUGCGUGUCAUCACAAUGAUGAUAUCAGUCAACAAUUCCGAAAUACUCUCGUAACGAUGCUCUGACGUAACCUCACCCACAACUGUCAUACUGGUGUAAAGAGAGUGGAAAAUUAACGAAAAAUUUAGUCGUCUCGCAAAUCGAGACGAUUAUUCGGGAAAACGUUUCUUCAUCGAUGUCUAAGUGCGUGCGCAAACGAAUGUCAAUUUAUUGCGGCUACAAAUGGCACUUCGAAAUAUGAACUCGGGCAACAUAUUUUAUAUGCCCUUGACGUCAUUCGCAGAGAUGUGGUAUCAGAUAUUUUUAUGGGCCCUAUUUUCUUCGAUAUUCGUACAUACAAUCGCUGGAGCAAUCUGUUUUGCUACCUUACGGCAACACAAAUACGGCAAAUUCUUUCCACUGCUUAUUAUAAUAAUGGGUGUGCUGUUGCCAUUGACAUCAGGAGUCGUCAGUUCAGCGGCAGUUGCUUUUGUAUAUAGAGCAUCAGGUUAUCAAAUGCCGCCUUUGUAUGCAUUAUUUUGGGGCAUUGGGCAGACUGUAGUAGCUGCGUGCGUUGGAUUUACACGAAUUUUAGCAACUUUGUAACCUAGGAACCUAGGAACUACAUUUGUGAUAUUUGUAUGUGUGUGUGUUUGUGUGUGUA